This is a messenger RNA of Debaryomyces fabryi, 1977 nucleotides long. RefSeq lists its product as uncharacterized. Lineage: Eukaryota; Fungi; Ascomycota; Pichiomycetes; Serinales; Debaryomycetaceae. The transcript has a single exon. The record is from RefSeq and is a predicted model, not a curated record. The coding region runs from base 1 to 1977 and encodes 658 amino acids.
AUGCUGUUGGAGUAUGGAAUUGAUAAAAAGGGUCCUAGGGAAGCAAAUACGAAAAUUCCAUUUGAAUCUAAAGUAGAUAGUUGCUCAAACUCAGAUCAGCAUGAUCUAUAUAGGCCAAGGUCGAGCCAUUCUAUAGAUGAAUUAAUGAAAUACUUGAAUAAGGAACAAAUAUCUAAGCAGGCUAAAACUCUUACGUUGGACAAAUUGCCAUUUGAAAUACGAUUAAAGAUUGCAAAUCAAUUGUCGCAAUUUGAUUGCUUGAGUUUGCUAAGAACAAACCGUGCGAUGUAUUCAUCUACAAUUCCAAGAUUAUACCAACAUAUAAUUGUUGACCAGCAUUAUAGUCAGUUUAACAAAGAGUAUGACUUCAGACAUUAUAUUUCGAUAGAUGGUUUUAAUGAGUGUGAAGAUUUCUCGUGUUCGUACAUAAAAAGCCCUUAUAAUUUCAAACGCUUUUUGCACCAUUACAUAAAGCUACACCAAUCUCUUGAGGAUGAUACCACCAACUAUAAUAAAUUUGGUCCAAAUGUCACUUAUCCAUUUAUUCGAAAGAUUCAGUGUAUUGACUUACCGGACUCACUAAAUGUAUAUGACUAUGAAUUGAAUGAUAAUUUGAGCGUUUUUUUCGGAAAGUUAACUCAUUUAAAAGAGUUAAUAUGGCUAAAUGAUAAUUUCAGGUUGGAAUAUUUAGAGAUGCUACCGAAUUAUCAAUCUAUAACAACGUUGGUGUUGAAUAUAAAGUUUAGCAAUUAUUUGACUGAACUACAUUCACCUAGCAGAAUGGAAUACGAUUCUGAUCACUCUGAUGUAGGUGAAACCGCCACUGCACGGCCAUUGAAGUUUCCUAACUUGAUUAACUUUCAAAUUAGACCAUUUCAGAAUUCGAAUAGGCUUAUUAAGAUUAUUAAUAAUCUAUUAAUUAGUUGUAAGCCAGAUAUUAUAAGUGAGCAUUUAAAGAUUUUGAAAUUAUCGCGAUUUGAUAAAGAUAUUAGUGUUCUAGUACCGCCAUUUCAGAAUUUGGUUACCAACAGCGAAAUAUCGGAGUUAAAUGAACUAGAUUUAGGAACAAUUCAAUCCCUAUUCGUUCGAAGCGAGUUAAAGUAUUUGAAUAGUUUAUCGAUCCUACUGUUUAACAAUUGUUUGCUUACGCCGGAAGAUUCGCAUACAUUAAUAAAUUCUGUUAAUCUUGCGAAUUUGAAAACUUUGGAAUUGAAGAAUGUAUCUGAAUAUCAGAAAAUACAAGCAACAAUUAGUAACCGUGAUGAAUUAAUCAAUCACCUAAAAACUAGUUUUAUUGUUAAAAUCGCCCCUUAUUUAUCUACUUUGCUGCAUUUAUGCAUUGAUUAUCGAGAAUCGCUAACUGAUAGCGUACCUGAAUUUCUAAAAUUGAUAUCCAGUGAUAAGUUAAAAUCGUUAGAUCUAACUAUAAGAUAUAACCAAAGUAAACUUAAGUCAUUUGAUGAUGACAUCAAUGAAUUUUACGGUGCUUACUCAAAUGCAAUAAUCUCAGGGAAUAAAUACGAGACGCUAGUAAAACUUUCAAUUGAAACAAAAGAAGAGAAUGCAUUUUGUGACUUAAGCAUUCCGAUUCCAUCGAAUUUUUUUUACGAAGAGUUGAGUAAUUGCCUUAAUUUGAAAAGCCUUAGAAUCAAUCCCAGUGAUAUAAAUAAUUCUGAUAAGGUAGCUAAAUUGAUCAGUAGUUUGCCCAAGCUAACAAAGCUUGAUGUAUUUGGUUCACAUGCAGGAGGGGCUCCCCAUCUUGGGUUAGAAAUGGUACAUCCAACCGUAUAUGAUGAAUGGUUUAGGGUUCAACAUGCAGCCAUACUAUACUUACAGUAUAACAAACAUUUGAAGUAUAUUAGAAUAAACAAAUGCAUUUUUGAAUGCCAAGGAGAUCUGGUUCAAGUUACCCCUCGCGAUGGUAUCGACAGAUGGUUUAAUGAGUGUGUGAGGGUUGGGUACAAAAUUGAUGUGUAG